CCUGACAGAACUACAUAUGAAGCUGAUCAAACUUCUGACAACAGUGUACGAGACGAAAUAUAAUUCAAAUUAGUAAGAACGUAAAAAUUUUCCUGGUUCUCAGUGUUCAAUGGUGAAAGUUACAUUGAAGACGGAAAUUGUUUUUAAUUGAGAGAGAAAUAUUAAGUAGAGAACAAAUUGACAAUGGGAUCGACUCAAUCAGGCCAAACAAGAACACACACAUUUGAAAACGGACAUCAACCUGGACCGAGUGUUCUUAUUUCGGACGAUGUUAAACAGCGUCUGUAUCAAACCUAUUCACAAGGUGACGGCAACCAACAGACCGCACCAACAAAUGUCCACUCUAAAUAUGGCUAUAACCAAUCCCAAAUCCCUCAAGCAUACAACGAGACAAGUGUCCCUGCGUGUAGCGACCCUUAUCAGAAAAAUACCAACCAAUAUGAUCUGCUCGCACAGAAUGACCUCUACUGGCGUAAAAAUAUGGCCAAUAUGGAACAAAGUCUUCAUAAAACUAAUACAAUUAUGGAGCAAGAAUUUAACUUGGCUUAUGAAAAUGUUCAGGAAACCUUUGCGAGACCACCCCCGUCACAUCGAGUACCACCGUGUCAGAACCUGAAAUCAAAGUUAUUUCAGUGUUAUAGCGAGAACACAGGUGAAACACUGAGAUGCCUUGGCGAAGUAUCGGCAUUUGUCGAGUGUGUUAAUAGGAACCGUGUCAGACGCUUGGACUCUGAUAAUGCCAGUAUAUUGUGAAAUUUUAAAUUUAGUGGUGUUAUGGGGAAAUUAAAAUGUUAUUUUA
Hermetia illucens (black soldier fly) is the source of this 799-nucleotide messenger RNA. RefSeq lists its product as uncharacterized. The record is from RefSeq and is a predicted model, not a curated record. The coding region runs from base 184 to 753 and encodes 189 amino acids. Lineage: Eukaryota; Metazoa; Arthropoda; Insecta; Diptera; Stratiomyidae. Gene Ontology annotation, biological process: inner mitochondrial membrane organization. Gene Ontology annotation, cellular component: MICOS complex. The transcript is spliced from 2 exons.